Verruconis gallopava is the source of this 2217-nucleotide messenger RNA. RefSeq lists its product as uncharacterized. The record is from RefSeq and is a predicted model, not a curated record. Lineage: Eukaryota; Fungi; Ascomycota; Dothideomycetes; Venturiales; Sympoventuriaceae. Gene Ontology annotation, molecular function: protein serine/threonine phosphatase inhibitor activity. The transcript is spliced from 5 exons. Gene Ontology annotation, biological process: regulation of mitotic metaphase/anaphase transition; cellular response to glucose starvation. The coding region runs from base 296 to 1915 and encodes 539 amino acids.
CGUCAACUGCUGGUCAUCCCAGUGAACAUGCUGCGAUAACACCCGUCUUUUGCUCGCCGUCGUGAUUUUCGCCCUUUUCUCGAUCGCUCCGCCGCCCUUCGAGACCGUAGCCGCAACGGAUAUUGCAUUGCAUGGUGUCCAAGCUUCGCCCGGCAUCCUGACAGCGGUCAGAAGAGCUAGACUUGAACCACCCCGCAAGGAAGACUCGGCUUCGUGUGGAGGACCAGUGGCCCUCUCGACCCCCGUUUCCUUGCUUUGGACUUGAAAGACCUUGGACUCGAAAAAGAAAUACGGGAUGGCUGAUCACGACCAUGGACAUUCUCCACGCGACCGCACGUCGUCGUCGGGGAGCAGCAAUGCCGCGUUUCCAAUGCUUCAAACGGCGCCCAGCGGAGGCCAUUCGAAAUCGCCGCCCAUGAAGCUUCCCACUACCCCGUCUACGAGCCACCGCAGUAGCUUAGCGGAGAAUCUGCGCGGGCAUCCCACCAGCCCCAGGCAGGCCCAUCGCUCUCCUAGCCUGUCGCAGCAGGCGUUCAUGGAACUCAUCAAUAACCCCCCGACGAAACAUACACACGAGGGCGAGGAGAGCAAGUACGCGGGAAGAGAUUGGAAGACGAUACGGGUGGGAGAGGUGGUUGAUCUAGAGCUUGUGCGCUUUGCAGAAAUGGAUACCAGCGUCGAAGAGGCCACCAAUAUUUUGAUUACAAGCGGGAGUCCGAACGUGGUCCUGCUGAGAGACAGCAAGACUUCGAGAAAACCGAUCGGCACAUUUGAUUACAAUGAUCUUAACGCGUAUCUUCUUCUCGUCGUGGGCCUGGCACAACCUGAGGAUAGACAGUCCUUCAAAGAGCUGGCGCAGAAGGGACGGGAAGGGAAGCCCAUUCCUCUACGCGACGUCAAGGAUCUCAGCAAGAAAGAGCCCUUGUUCACUUUGCCUCACUCGGCCGACCUGACAAAGGCAAUUGAGAUCUUGGGCAGCGGCAUCCAUCGCAUCGUCAUUGUAGACGAGAAAACUGGAGAUGCCGUCGGCGUCUUGACGCAGCUACGGAUGGUCGAGUUUUUCUGGGACAAUGAGAAGCAUUUCAAGCCGCUGCAAGAGCUCUAUCAGGCCACACUAAAAGAUUUGAACAUCGGCGCAUACAGUGUUUUCGCCAUUAACGGUGACAAGCCUCUAACGGACGCACUCGAGCUCAUGAACAAUGAGGGUAUAACCUCAUUACCAGUCCUCGACAACCAGAAUAACGUCAUCGGCAAUAUUUCUCAUGUUGACGUUAGGCUACUCACAAAGAACACGGCCCUUCCCUUGCUUCGCUCUUCGUGUAUACACUUCAUCUCUGUCAUCCUUUCGGAGCGUGGUGUGUUUGACGGCAAGGACUCAUACCCAGUAUUCCAUGUAACACCUUUGUCGACACUGGCACAUACAGUUGCCAAGCUCGUGGCUACCAGAUCACAUCGCAUGUGGAUCGUCCAGCCUCCAUCUCCUGCAUCCUCCGCCUCCGCCACGCCUUCGAUGACUCCUCUUGCUACAACAGCGCCUUCAAGUGCCCUCUCAUCUUCCCCAUCGUCCUCCACCGUCCUCCCUCCGCUGACUCCCUCGCAUGCCGGGCCGCCAUACACUACACAUCCGGUUUCGUCAACCUCGGCUGUAACUGCCAGCGCGAUCCCCGGGGCAACGCUCUCCGGCCGCUUAUCUGGUGUGGUAUCACUAACAGAUGUCUUGAAUUUGUUUGCCAAGGCAUCAGGCCUGAAUCCGCACGACCCGGGCGAGGUUAGGCAGAUGAGAAGACGAAGCUCAAGCGCGAGUGCGACCCGAAGAAGCAUUGAGAGCUCAAGAAGCGAAAGCGUCGGGGCAGGAAGCAGUAUUGCAGGGAGCAGGAGGGGCAGCGUCAGCGGUAAUAGAAGAGCUCCUGUGUAGCAACUCGCGCACAUUGUCGCUGGGCCAUUUUCGGAGUUUUCAUAGAUCGAAAAGCCACUUUGCAGCUUAGGGUUUCCAAGUUGCAGAUCUGCUUUCUAGGCGAGAAAGAAUUGAAGGGUUACGCACCGGCGUUUGAUUGGUAAAUGGUUUAAAGAUUUCUGGCCACUUCAUCAGCGGACUGUGGCUCCGACGCUGCUCUCUCAUUUUUUCCCUAAUUUGAGCGUUUAGUUUGUGAUGGUCUAGAGGUACGAAUUAUGCAAAAAGAAAUAUAAAUAUAUAUGUGUAUGUAUGUAUCAAAGCAG